UCAGACAUACACACCCACCUCCAGACACUCGCAUUUCUCAUUUCUUACUUCUAGUUUAAUUUAGAUAGCAAGAGGCAGUGUUUGGAGCGCGCGCUUUGUGUAGAAAAUAGCUCAAAGUCUUGGCGCUUUAAGCGAAGAUUCAAGCCGAAAGAUUCAACAUGGAGUCCCCACCAGAUCCUGCGAGCGACCCGAGCAACGGCGCCUCCGAGCCGGCUACCCCGCUCAGGGAAACCCCGGCAAACCUCGAGACGCUCCGGAAAGCGGACCAUCCGGCACCGGUUCGAAGGCAGACCUGCUCCAGCACCAACAGAGGUAUCUCAGUAACAAAGAAGACACAUACUUCUCAAAUCGAAAUAAUUCCUUGCAAGAUUUGUGGAGACAAAUCAUCAGGCAUCCAUUAUGGAGUGAUCACGUGUGAAGGCUGCAAGGGCUUUUUCCGCAGGAGUCAACAGAGCAAUGCAGCCUACUCCUGCCCCCGUCAGAAGAACUGCCUGAUCGACCGCACCAGCCGCAACCGCUGCCAGCACUGCCGGCUCCAGAAGUGUCUGGCCGUGGGCAUGUCCAGGGACGCGGUGAAGUUUGGGCGAAUGUCAAAGAAGCAGCGUGACAGCCUGUACGCAGAGGUGCAGAAACAUCGGCUCCAGCAACAGCAGCGUGAUCACCAACAGCAGCCAGGGGAGGCAGAGCCUCUCACCCCCAGCUACGGCCUCUCAGCCAAUGGGCUGACAGAGCUGCACGACGACCUUAGCGGCUACAUGGAUGGCCACACCCCUGACGGCAAACCGGACUCUGCGGUCAGCAGCUUCUAUCUGGACAUCCAACCCUCGCCUGACCAGUCCGGCCUGGACAUCAACGGCAUCAAACCAGAGCCCAUCUGUGACUUUGCCCCUGGCUCCGGCUUCUUCCCCUACUGCUCCUUCUCUAAUGGAGACAGUUCCCCCACUGUGUCCAUGGCUGAACUGGAGCAUUUGGCCCAGAACAUCUCCAAGUCGCACAUGGAAACGUGUCAGUAUCUGAGGGAGGAGCUGCAGCAGAUGACCUGGCAGGCCUUCCUGCAGGAGGAAGUGGAGAGCUACCAGAGCAAGCCUCGGGAAGUCAUGUGGCAGCUGUGUGCGAUCAAAAUAACAGAAGCCAUUCAGUAUGUGGUGGAAUUCGCCAAGCGCAUCGACGGCUUCAUGGAGCUGUGCCAGAAUGAUCAGAUAGUGCUGCUGAAAGCAGGUUCUUUGGAGGUGGUAUUUGUCAGGAUGUGCCGUGCCUUUGACUCGCAAAACAACACAGUCUACUUUGAUGGGAAGUACGCUGGGCCCGAUGUCUUCAAGUCCUUAGGCUGUGACGACUUGAUCAGCUCCGUCUUCGAGUUUGGGAAAAACUUGUGUUCUAUGCACCUGUCUGAGGAUGAGAUGGCCCUGUUCUCCGCCUUCGUGCUGAUGUCUGCUGACCGCUCCUGGCUCCAGGAGAAGGUCAAGGUGGAGAAGCUACAGCAGAAGAUCCAGCUGGCUCUACAGCACGUCCUGCAGAAGAACCACAGAGAGGACGGGAUUCUCACAAAGUUGAUAUGCAAAGUGUCUACACUGCGAGCGCUGUGCAGCAGGCAUACAGAGAAGCUCACGGCUUUCAAAGCAAUAUACCCAGACAUUGUGCGCGCCCACUUCCCGCCCUUAUACAAGGAGCUGUUCGGCUCGGACUUUGAGCAGGCCAUGCCGGUGGACGGGUAGCAGCCUGAGAGCCGUGAGCCGCAGGAGGAGCAGGAGAACAUCAGACACUUUAGCAGAGCCCUGCUGACCUGGGCUGGAGGCACUUCACUGGCAGAUGGCUACAGGAUCGUUCUGCUGUUACACUGUUCAGUCUGAAGAGUCACGGCACAGCGCCCCCUACAUCCUCAUCACUGCAGUGCGUCUGAACUGGACCCGUGUGCCCCUCACUCAUACCACUGUCUGCAUUGGAUGAUGCUUUAUUUGUGCAUCUUUUUAAAUAAAUAAGCCAGGCCCACAUUUACAUACAGUAUAAGCACUAACAUAAUCAGUAUUAUUUCAUAGAAUAUAAUUAUAAAACCUCUUUUUGGGGACUUUUCUUGUUUUAAACGCACACUUUGGUCCAGUUCAGUUGUCUCCGUGUGCAGCAGAGCUCACAGCCACUUUGAGAGGAGUCAUGUUGAUCCAUCAGCUUCUCUCUACGGACAAUCGUUUAAAAAAGAGACACAGAAUUCUGGAAAUUCUUAUGAAAUCACAGAUUUUAGCUGUCAAAGACUUCAUGCAUCGUAGUGAAAUCAUGUAAGGCCAUUUGCUAUUAAUCCUUCUCUGGACAGGCGCCCCCUGGAGGCCACAAUGAAAAGAGUCCAUUCCACCUGUUUAAAUACGCUACAGGGUAUAUGGUCGUAAGUACUUACUAUACAGAAAAAGUAAUGUUUAUAGAUUCUAUUUUAAAUAACUUGUAUUAUAUCAGUAGUUAGACCAUUCUUAAUUGUUGAAUUGAUAAGGCACUUUUAUUUACACCUUUGUUUAAUUUAAGACUUGUAUAUUUACCUAGUAAUAUGUUGCAUGUGCACAAGAAAUACAAACUGAGGGGCGUGGUCACGUGGCUCGUCCAGGAUCCUGGGGCUGAAGAUGCGACAGCGUGGUCAGGGGAGAAGGCAGGUCAGAGUCAUGUUCUAAGCCAAAAACUGCCAUUCAAAUGUAGCACAAACAUUCAUCAGCACAAACGUUCGAACUGCGAGAGUGUUUUAAAAUAAUACUUUUAUUAUUUAACACGUGGGUUUAUGGAGUUAUGCAAGUUUGGAGUUUGAGCAGGUGGAGAGAAAGCCAAUAGUGAUCCAACUGCUCCAUCUGCUGGUGGAUGUGGAUACGACAGCAGAGAGACGUCCCAUUCACCAAGGCCUGUUUCAAGAAGAGACUUUAACAAAGUCAGAGUUUAAACCUGGGCUUAAACUGGAUCUGACCAGCGGGCUACGAGAGACAGUAUUUUUACAGUGUUCCCUAUAGCAGCAUUAAAACGGCCACUGCAGCUGAGAUGUGUUACUAAAUAAAUAUUUUAAUGUAGACGCCAUUGAUUUAACUUAGUGGAAAACAAACAUUUGAACUGCUCUGGGCUCAUGGUUUUGAUUAUCUUGGGAAGAGAGCACAGCUUAUUUUUAAACCCAUCCACUGGAGCUGUGUUGCAGAGGUCUCAGAUAUAUAAACUUAUAUACAGUGUUUUAAUAGUGUAAAUUAUGUAUAAAACCAGCACUGACCAGUUUUUUGGAUUUACUACGGCAGUGGAACUAUUCACAUGCCACUUUAAAACAUCCAGUCUCUUAUCUGGCAACUAAAGUACCACAACUGCCUGAAAUGUAACCAAAAUCAUAACCAAAAAGCACAAAAGAUGCUCAAACAAAAUUCUGAUUCUAAAAUAAACGUUUUGUGGCUUUGUGGCCUCUGACCCAAAACGUCACAUGAUCGUUUUGACUUAAACAGGCCUGUCACAAUAAUCACUUCAUCAAUUUAUCAUUCUAUUUAUAAAACUGGAACUAUAUUUUGGGGCUCAAAAUGUCUUGUGUUCAAAGAGCCAAUCCAGAGUGAAUCAAACCUGUUGCUAAUGCUAGUGGGAGUGACCUUGGGGAAAGAAGGCCUCUGAUUUGUCUGUUAUUAAUGUUCAUAUCUUGACAUAAUAGUGAAAUAAAAACCCCAGGAUCAUGUAGAGCAGGUUAAUACAAACAUUUAAGACCAAAAUGUCUGACAACAGCAGUUACAGAGAGAGAGGACACAGUUUUUCAAUAGAAAGUGAAUUGGAGCCAGAGUCAAUGGAGAUGGAAGUGCGUCCAUGAUCACUUCCUGUUUAGAACAUGUUGGCUAGCACGUUAGCUAAGUCCAUUUACAUAUACAGUCUAUGUGACAGGCCUAAUUGUAAAUUGAAAUUUGGGACCUCCAAAGAACAACUUUGCAGAUUUGUUUUCUUUGUAAAAUAAACGUCCUGAGUAUUUACACCAGCAAGUUCAAACAUCCAACAAGACAAAAACCUAAACAAGCCCACUGUACCUUUUACUCUGAGUUUGUAAGAGCCACUUUUUGAAACGGAGCCACAAAGGCAGGGUUUAAGCGAACAAGCACAAAUGCACUCAAAUGCAAUCAAAAGCGUUUUCUGUCAGAGUGACUCUAUCUGCCUCCUCGCUGCCUCGGCUCAGCCACAGCGGGACAACAAAAGAACGACCGUGAAUAUUCAAAGCCUUGUCUGGUAGUGAAGCAUCUAUUUUUGUAUUUUGGUUAAUAAACUCAUGAAAGAGGAAGAAGAGGAGGAAGAGGAGAAAGAGGAGGAAGGGAGGGAGGUGUCAGGUAGCACUUAACUGUAUCCGCGCAAUAAUUAGACUAGCCGUUGUUUGUGUGUUUAGGGAGAAAAAUGCUUCGAGAAGCUAUUUUCAGAUCGCUUUGUUGUUGUGCUUAUGUUUCGUUGUCUUUUGUCUGUAUUGUACAAAAAAAUGUAGGAAAAACACACCCUAGAUGUGCCAAACAACUGUCGUCUCUUCCAGUCUAUGAAGUAGAGUGGAUUCCUCAGACAUUCCAAUUUUAGUAGCAGCAAAAAAUAAAAAAAGAAUAUAAAAUGAUAAAAAAUACAUGUGCUGUCCCUUUAGGAAGUGAAGAAACACAUGCGUCACCCUCUGCACCGUAUAGCUUAUAUUUCCCAUUUGUUUUUUACAUUGGUGUUGUGCAAUUUGUACCAAGCCUCGCGCUGUCACCCCUCAGGGAAAAAAAAUCAUUUUGUUUUACGUUUUAUUUUUGUUUUUAUAAUAUGUUUGUUUGAUGACGUUUGUAUUCCGUGUCGUUCUCUGGGGAAACUGUUCCGUUUUGUUGGUUCAACCUACUUUUCGAGAAAGAAAAAAAAACUCUCUAUCUAUGCCCAUUAGCACAUGCAGCAUCACAAAAUUCUACCUUGGUUCUAAACGGUGUCAUCAGGGUCCCGAAAACCGCAACCCUCGUUAUAAUAUAGACAAACCAAAUAUUCUUAUGCAAUAUCGAAUGGGUAAUUGUUGGGGUUACAGGUGAUGUACGGUUUCAUGUUUUGAUCCAAUGGGGUUUGGAUAUGCACAAGUCCUAAAGUACGGUGGUAAAACUCCCCCUCAAAACACGUCUGGAACACAGCUAGACAAUCCAGGGAGCCGGCGCCAGCAUAGCACAACCGACCUUGUAUCGCGAAAGGUUGGCGGAUUCUUUUUUAUUUGCAAAAAAACUAAAAUAUAGAGCAACACUAUGUAACUUCAGGGCCACAAAACUGCAGAGAACAUAGUGUGGCCGAGCUCAAGAGGACUGUUUUUAGCUUUUAAAUAUCACUUUGGUUUGGUUUGAGAUUUGGAAAGACGCUGAUGAUGAUGAUGUCACACUCUGAGAUGGGGGACUGGCUUUAUUUUUUUUCAAAAUCAUCACAAAUGGGGUCGUAUCUGGCAACUCAAAGCUCAAAGCAAAGUGUUUCCUUGAGGCUCCGAGGUGUUAAGCUUGUCUAAUGUUGAAAUUAAACGUUGAAAACAUUAUUAGAGCCAUCGGGGCCCCCUAACCCACGUCUGCUCGUUCCUGUCCCCCAUCUCAGAACAAAACGAAACUGUAAAGAAUCCUUCGUCAUCAGGAAAAUGAGCAAUAUUUAUCGGUGUAGGUGUUGGGAUGUGGGUCAAACGCAGCAUCAGAACAGACGUACAGUGUGACUACCUUCAAACUCAAAAUUUGCACUAACAAAACUGUCUCGAUGUUUAUUCCAUUCAGUCUGUGGCGGCCGCAGUCUUAUGUUUCUUUACGAUGAAAUCUCGAAUAUCCAGCGCUUUGGUUCCACGUUGCGUAGUGCUGCCUUCAUUUCUCAAACCCAGUGAGGUCACCCACUUUCAAAAUAAAAUAAAAGUCUUUCAGUGUCUUAAUACGAGACAAGCAAUACAUGUAUGCCUUGUGUUAAUAUUACGGGUCUCUGCUUUGUUUGUCCUUUUAUUUUGACUUCACCAUAACCUAUAGGACCACAUCUGUCGGGUCUAUGUGUGUGUGUGCGUGUGUGUGUGUGUGCGUGUGUGUGCAGCAGUAAAAUGGCCAUGUGAAAUAUUUUAGCCCUGCCUUUGCGAAAAACAGCAUUGUAAAGUGAUGUCUUUUUGUAAAUCUGUUGCCUAUAUGAGGAAUACUGGUGUCCGCUGUCUCUCUCUGUCUGUACAAAGCAAUAUUAGUGAGUGUACAUAUGUUUGUGUGUGAAUUCCCAGACAAGGCUUUAAAAAUUACAGAGGAACAGGGUCACAACGGUGAGCUUUUGUUUUGCUACGUUUUUUCUUAUAGAGUUAUGAAUAUGCUGAGCUAAAGAAUUUAACG
Periophthalmus magnuspinnatus is the source of this 6302-nucleotide messenger RNA. RefSeq names its product RAR-related orphan receptor A, paralog a (gene roraa). Gene Ontology annotation, biological process: regulation of transcription by RNA polymerase II. Gene Ontology annotation, cellular component: nucleus. Gene Ontology annotation, molecular function: zinc ion binding; nuclear receptor activity; RNA polymerase II cis-regulatory region sequence-specific DNA binding. The record is from RefSeq and is a predicted model, not a curated record. The transcript has 11 exons. Lineage: Eukaryota; Metazoa; Chordata; Actinopteri; Gobiiformes; Gobiidae. The coding region runs from base 159 to 1715 and encodes 518 amino acids.